Molecule: messenger RNA, 9753 nt
Organism: Leptinotarsa decemlineata (Colorado potato beetle)
Lineage: Eukaryota; Metazoa; Arthropoda; Insecta; Coleoptera; Chrysomelidae
Product: microtubule binding protein furry
Biological process (GO): neuron projection development; cell morphogenesis
Cellular component (GO): cell cortex; site of polarized growth
Source: RefSeq, a predicted model, not a curated record
GUUGACACUGACAGUUCGAUUGGGAGAUGGGAGUUUAAUUUUUGUGAUAUUGAAAAACAAAAGUUUUUUCAUCAAUUAAUGAAGUGAAUAUGAACAUAAACGUUAUACUCCCCUAAGGAAUAAUUUCAGACUUGGAAAUGUCUGAUCAUCAAAUAGAACUUUCUGUUCAGGAAACAGAUGUCAUAUCCAACGAUUCUGAUAUUGAAUGUUCCCAGAGUGUCUGCUCAGAUACCCAUAGUGACAACACUUCAGCUUCCGGAUUAACAGAAAAAAGUAUUGUAUCUGACUCCACUAUUCAUGCUCUAACAGGGGGUAGCGAAGGUGACAAUUCUGCAAGUCAUUCAGCAACAUCCCCAGGACUUGAAAGCAGAUCAAAUUUUACAGCAGUUGGCAACAGGGGAAUAUUAUUACCAUGGGGUGCCCAGAAAGAGAGAGUUUCAUAUUCUGGACAACAUAUGGAGUUGGAUAUGAGGCCAGGCGAAUUUGUGAUGAGAAAUUUAUUUGCGGACUUCACCGUCUUGGCCGAGAAAAAAAUCGAAUCUGUGAUGACUGAACCACAGGAAAAACCAUUAUCAAAAACGUUGCAAAGAGGAGAGGAUGCACAAUUUGAUCAGCUUCUUGUUGCCUUUGGAUCAGUUGCUGAACACUGCUUACCAUCACUUUUAAGGGCAUUAUUUUCAUGGUAUGAAAGACAAAUGUCCGAAGUUUCAAAUCCAGAACAAAAAAAGUCUGAUAUUAAACAAAAGAGUAUUAUUAAUAUAGUUGCGGGGAAUACUACAGAGACUGUUGAACGAUCUGAAGCUGAUAUCCAAAAAGAAAAACGAGAUCUGGCUGUGGAAUUCAUUUUCUGUCUCGUAUUGAUUGAGGUUUUGAAACAAAUGAGUCUGCAUCCUGGUCAUGAGGAUCUUGUUCAGUAUAUCGAGAAUCUUGCAAUCAAACAUUUCAAACACCACGAAGGCAUUCAGAACAGUCCGAAUAGUGCCAAUAUACACAUGAUAUCGGAUUUGUAUGCGGAAGUGAUAGGAGUUUUGGCGCAGUCUCGAUUUAUGUCUGUCAGAACUAAAUUCAUGGCAGAGCUGAAAGAUCUCAGGUCUCGAGAGUCUAGUCCAAACACGACUCAGAGCAUUAUAAGUUUGCUGAUGGGAAUGAAGUUCUUCAGAGUGAAAAUGGUUCCCAUUGAAGAUUUUGAGGCCUCCUUUCAGUUUAUGCAAGAGUGCGGGCAGUAUUUUCUUGAAGUCAAAGAUAAAGAUAUCAAACAUGCUUUGGCUGGACUUUUUGUUGAGAUUCUCGUUCCUGUUGCUGCAGCUGUGAAAACUGAAGUAAAUGUGCCCUGUUUAAAAAAUUUCGUUGAGAUGCUGUAUGCCCAGACGUUGGAUGCUAGUACAAAAUCAAAGCAUCGACUGGCAUUAUUUCCUCUGGUCACAUGUCUACUAUGUGUGAGUCAAAAACAGUUUUUUCUUCAAAACUGGCAUUAUUUUCUUGCUAUGUGUCUAUCUCAUUUGAAAAAUAGGGAUCCUAAAAUGUGCCGAGUUGCUUUAGAAUCUCUCUACCGCCUUUUGUGGGUAUACAUGAUACGCAUAAAGUGUGAAAGCAAUUCUGCUACACAGUCGAGACUCCAAAGCAUCGUUAACUCUCUUUUUCCCAAAGGUUCCAAGGGCGUCGUACCGCGAGACACCCCUCUGAACAUUUUCGUGAAAAUUAUCCAGUUCAUUGCACAGGAACGUUUAGAUUUUGCGAUGCGCGAAAUUGUCUUCGACUUAUUAUCUGUAGCCCGACCGUUCAAACUGAUUUUAACUCCUGAAAGAAUGAGUAUUGGUCUGAGGGCGUUUCUCGUUGUUGCCGACAGUUUGCAACAGAAAGAAGGCGACCCGCCUAUGCCUAGAUCUGUAGGCGUCCUGCCGAGUGGAAACACUUUGAGAGUACGCAAAACAUUUCUGAAUAAAAUGCUGACCGAGGACACUGCCAGAAGUAUCGGAAUGAACGCGUAUUUUCCUCACGUUAGGAGGGUUUUCGUUGACAUCUUGAGAGCUUUAGACACCCAGUAUGGACGUCCGCUCAUGAUGACCAACACCCAAAAUGUUAAUAAGGAACCCGAUGAAAUGAUCACCGGCGAGAGGAAACCUAGAAUAGAGUUAUUCCGAACUUGUGUUGCUGCCGUACCCCGUCUGAUACCUGACGGAAUGACCAGCGCCGAGUUAGUUGAUCUACUAAGUCGACUCACCGUUCAUAUGGAUGAAGAACUAAGAGGGCUGUCGUAUUGUAGUCUACAGAGUUUGGUGGUCGAUUUUCCUGAUUGGCGACAAGAUGUUCUCUGGGGCCUCACCCAGUUUGUUGCCAAAGAUGUUUUGGAUACUUUUCCCCAGCUGAUGGAUCAUGGGUUGAAGAUGAUUUUGACAUUGUUAUGCGCCUGGAAGUCUGCUGUUACUGGAAACAAUACUUUUUCGACGAAUACAUUGCGUUUAGGCAAGGAUUACAAUGAUUUGAAACCAGGCCCACCAGAUCCAAAUCUAACUAAGAGAACAGAUCAAAUCAAAUCUGAACCAUUGUCAUCAGUUCUCCACCUGGUAGAAGCACUUGCUCUUGUCAUGCUUUGUACCUACAGAUUACCAACUCGCAGGCUGUGUGUUUUGAUAUUGAAAGAAGUGAAGAGCUUGUUGAAGGUACUCAACUGCUCAGAACAUCCCCCUCUCAUCGACGUGAUGGAUCAGUAUUGCUUUCAAGUCGUCGAGAAAUGUUCACCACUCUUGCCUCCAACCGAAAAAACAGCCAUGCAGUCCGUGGCUAAUAUCGAUUUGCAAUGGUUGACCGAUAGGAAUUCUUCCAUUUGGACUGCUGGUUUAUUUGAGGAUGGCUCUGUGAAGAAUGCUGCCAAUUACAAUUUUUUGGUGGUGGAUCCCUGGAGUGUUUGUUAUUUUGGAUUUUUGGAGAAAGAUAUUAUUUUGAGCUUGUGCCCUCUUGUGACAAUGCAUUCGUGGCCCAUAGUAUUUACAAGACUGAGCGCUUUAUAUACUGUUGUUGAUCCGACACCUCUGAAUGAUAACAGAGCCUCGCUGUUGAGGAGUGCAACUGCUGUGAAGAAACCCCCUACGGAACGUGAUGCUUACAUGCAUUUAUGGAAAAACUAUAUAACAUUCGCUUUUAGAGUGGCUCCUUUGAUAUCGAAUCCCAUUGUUCGCUGUGCCAGUCCAGAUCUGAGUUUGAGUUCAUCACCAGACAGUUUCAAUACUGAAAAGACGGACAAUAAACUUACCCCAACAAAUAUUUCUUCUAUAUCUUUAUACAAAUUAGUAGUACCACAUUUACGUUGUGAGGUGACUGAUAUUAGAGAUGCUGCAGUAUAUGCGCUUGGAAAUAUAAAUGGAUCUGCUUUAAGGGAUUUGUUUGAUGAAUUAACCGUUUACAUUCGAGAAGCGAUUGAUAAAAAACAGGAGAAUGUGAGAAGGAGGAGAAGGAGAGAUGCUUUAAGACUGCAAAUUAUGAGACUGCUAGAGUAUAUUGCUGAAAACGGAACUUUUGCAAUAAGCUCCUGUGUAUUAGACAGAGAUUCUCAAUCUCUAAUUCCCAUAUUGGUCGAAUUCAUAGAUGGGGUUCGAUAUUAUUUAGAAAAUGAACCUGACAAAAAUUCAAGCAGCGUUAGGGACCUCACCCUACAUUUCUGUUAUUUCAUCAGGAAAAUGAUCAAAAGUUUCAGCUUGGAAGGCUGCAGAAGUUUAUUGAAGAGGGAUCUUAGGAGGAAUCUGUUUACUUUAUUCACCAACUGGGCAGGAAAAUAUGGGAUUCCUAACGUUAAAAUGACAUUGGAAGGAGAUAUGGCCAAUAAGAAACAUAUAGAACUUCAACAUGCAUCGUUGCAAGCAAUGAGUUCACUAUUAUGCUGCGGACUCUGUUUUGAUUCCUUGACUGAAGAAAGUGCGUACUAUUUAUGGUUAGAUGGGCUUUUGAAUAGCACCGACGAAAAGGUUUACAGUUUGGCUCAAGAAACCGUAAUUUUAUUGUUGGAAUCAAAUCCUGAUGUAUCUCCUCUACUAGACUGGGUAGUUGAUAAGUGCUACACAGGAACAGCUGUAGUUGCUGAUAGUUGUUUUAUGGCUUUGGCAACCAUAUUCAGUGCAAGAGAGUAUCCAUGUGAUCACUAUACAGCCAUCAUCAAUGUAACUUUGAUGAACACAGGAUGUCCAAGGCAAGUUGUUAGAGAUACUGCUUUACAGUUGCUUCAGUUACUCGACAAGAGGUUCUUUGGUUGUGUGGGCCCCUUGGCAGAAAACGAUUUAGCUGAAGGAGAUAAAGGAAGAGGAACCUUGGAUGCCAUAUUAGCAACAACUUACUGCAGAUCACAAAUUCAUUUAUCAAGGCAGCUGGCUCUGCUUCAUCCGGAGUUAACAAUGCCAAUGUUUUCAGAGAUCACCUAUAGAUUUCAGUCAGCAAGACCGGAAGUGAGACAGUUAUUAUUGCAAUAUCUGCUUCCGUGGUUGCAUAAUAUGGAACUUGUUGAUCCCAACAUUCCUCCAAUCAAUAUGCACAUUUAUCAGUUUUAUGCCAGUGAAGUUGGGGCAGAACGAAAAGAAGGUUGGGGAUCGGUGGAAGCCACUGAAAUGGUUCUGAAUAAUAUUUUCUAUAUCACUGCAAAGUUUGGGGACAAUCAUCCGAAAGAAAUCGAAGAAAUAUGGUCUACCCUGUGUACCACCUGGCCAAAUAAUAUGAAAGUUAUCAUAAGGUAUCUCAUAAUAGUAUCUGGAAUGGCACCUUGCGAACUUUUGCCUUACGCCAAAAGAGUUGUUCUUUACUUGGCCCGAGUUCAGUCGGUUAGACUGUUGGACGAAAUGAUGGUUGAGUUACAGACAGUUGAAACCUUGAACUGUCUCAUAGAAAGAACGGAAACUCCGCCAUUUUAUCGUUUGACAGUGAUGAGGAAGACUUCCAGCCAUUCGGAUGGAACCAAUGGUGUAUCAGGGCAAGCAGAUUCUAAUAGUAGAAAUGACUUGAAUAUAGAAAAAGGCACCAUACAUACUAAAAGACAUAGUGGCGAGGAUCCCUGUAAAUCCUCAAUAGUCAAAUCGGAAUCAGCUUCCAAUGUGUUUUCUGAAUUCGCAAUGUCAAGGCCCGAAAAAACAAGAAAUCAGGAUGAGAUGACUAGUUCUUUAGAAGAGGUGGCAAUUGAAGAAGAUGUGAUUCUUCGUGACAAAUUGGAUAUACCUCAGCCCCAUCCACUGCCAAUGCCUGAAUUUGGGGGAUACUUUGCCCCAUUGACAGAAUAUUUACCUGAUAGUUCUCAACCAAUAUCAGGAUUUCAUAGGUGUAAUGUUGGAGUGAUGUUGUUGUGUGACAUUGUCGUUGAUGGAAUCGAAUUGGACUGGACGAUACAUGUUCCGUUGAUGUUGCAUAUCUCGUUUUUGGGACUAGAUCACAAUCGACCUCUAGUAUACCAACACUGUAAACAGUUACUGCUCAAUUUACUGAUUGUGCUCGCACAUCAUAAUGAUCAUUUGACAGUGGCUCAUAUUUUACUAAACAGCAAGACAAAACAGUUGGAGUUGGGUUUGACAACGCCUACGCUAUCAACUGUCGUGGAACAUGCAUUCACAGAGUCAGAUCCAGCGAUCAACGAAUUUUUACAAAAUCAAAUUGCACCCAGUGGAGCAGCUGACAAUAGUGCAAAAGUAAAUGUACCAUCAGUCCAAGCACCUAAAUCCGAGGAACCAGAAAUUAUUUCAGAAGAAGAAAGAGAUGCUGCGAUACCACAAGUAGUCGUCAUUCCAGACAACAUAGAACCCGUACCGGCAACUAAAAUAGAACUGACUGUUUCGGUAAUUGUGAAAUCGUUGAUACAAUUUCUUGCGACACGCCAAAACGCGCCGUUAUGGAACUACGAAGACAUCACAGCAAAAGUGUGGACGAUUCGAAGUUUCGAACAAAUUGACAUGUUCAUGCAAUACAUUUUGAAAGUUUUCAGAGAAUCUCUACCUAACGCCCACAUCAAUGAACGGUGGGCCCAAACCGCUUUGCAGUUGGGGCUGAGUUGCUCGUCUAGACAUUAUGCAGGCAGGUCGUUGCAGAUUUAUAGAUCUCUGAGGGUUCCUAUCACGUCAAGAAUGCUGUCAGAUAUUCUGAGUCGACUAGUCGAAACAGUCGCUGAACAGGGAGAGGAUAUGCAAGGCUACGUAACAGAAUUAUUAUUAACUCUCGAAGCAGCAGUAGAGUCACUAGAAUCUGACUUCCGGCCAUUGGAUUUCAUGAAGGACUUCUUCAAAUCUACCCCUAAUCUCAACAACAAGGAAGCUACUCCCCUGAAACGCAAUGCCGAAGGAACUCCAGCGAACGUAGUUGGUGCCCCUUUCUACAACUACUCGUCUAUAAUUGGCCACGCUCGAAGUACCAGUUACUCAGUAAGCUACGGCUUAAGAAAGAGUACACAGUCGUCGAGCGAAGUGAAAGACCGCAACAGACAUACCGGUGAAAUCGACCCUCGAACCGGGUUGAACAAAUUCUCUCCGAAUCUCUCAAGAUCGAGAUCUGCACAGAGUUUGAAGAUGUUGGGAGACUCCGCCACUCAAGAUGACAAGUUGACGAUAUUGGCGCAACUGUUUUGGUUGGCUGUUUCUCUUCUGGAGUCCGAUUACGAACACGAAUUCUUGCUAGCUGUGAGAUUGUUGGCUAGUGUUAUGCAUAGGCUUCCUCUUGAUAGACCGGACGCCAGGGAUAAGGUCGAGAAACUUCAGCUUCAACUGAGGUGGAACUCUUUUCCAGGAGUUCACGCAUUGUUAUUGAAGGGUUGCACCCAUCCCAACAUAUAUGAGCCAGUCGUGGCACUUUUAUCACAUUUCACCCUUCUCCUGAAUUUCAUCGUGGUGGAUCCUUCACAAAGCAUCGCUUUUCCAAUGAAUGUCAUAGCUAUGCUACCUUACAUGCUCUUGAAUUACGAAGACGCCAAUGAGCUUUGCAUUCGAGCUGCUGAAAAUAUUGCUCAGGUGAGCAUCGAAAAGGGUAAAAAAUUAGAGAAUCUUGGAACUGUCAUGAAUUUGUACAGCAGGAGAACGUUCAGCAAGGAGAGUUUUCAAUGGACCAAAUGCGUUGUGAAAUAUCUCCAUGACAUUUAUUCCCAUCUGAGUUUGAACAUGCUGUCGUUUUUGAUCGAAGUCUUAGAAAAAGGACCCAGCAAUCUUCAGCUGCCAAUCCUGAACAUAGUUCACUGUAUUUUGCAUUACGUAGAUUUGGCCUCUGCUGCAGCUCAGCCAGUCAAUGCUGAUUUGUUGAAAGUUAUUGUUAAGUACGUGGAAGGGCCAAACUGGAAGGAGGCGCUGAAAAUACUGAAGUUGGUGGUUAGCAGAUCGAGUUCUUUCGUAGCUCCGCCCAUUUCAGUGUUGUCACAUUGGGAAACUUUGGCAGCUCCCAUACCCCACCCUUCUUUCAACGAAGAUGCGUUUGUCAGGAAAGAGCUACCAGGAAGAACCAUGGAGUUCACGUUCGAUAUGUCUCAAACUCCUGUAAUAGGUCGAAGAUAUCUGAACAAAUCUGAAGAACAAAGUGCAUCAGCAAUAUCUGCAACUCCCAGAAGAUCUUGUUCUAUCAGCCCCGCUGAUGUUUCUCCUUUGUCUGGUUGGAAGAGACCGUGGAUGUGUCAGGGUAGAGUCAGGGAGUGUCUGGUUAACCUCUUGACAACGUUCGGUCAACGAGUCGGUUUAUCCAAGAGCCCUUCAGUUAUAUUCAGUCAAACCUCUGACAUUAUAGAAAGACAAUCUAGCAUGGCUUCAAGCACCGAAGAAGUUUCAGCCGGUAAUAAUGAUAUGAGCGGCGGUUCGAGGAGAGAUGACGCUGCUGCAGAAUUUGGGGUUUUCAAAGAUUUCGACUUUCUUGAGUAUGAGAGUGAAAGCAUUGAUGGUGAAAGUACAGAUAAUUUCAAUUGGGGUGUUCGCCGCAGACCCCUGAGUCAAGGAGAAGAUGAUCAGACUGCCACAAAACAACUUGAGGAUAGUGUUAGCGAAAAAACUCCGGUAUUGACUGUUAGAAAGAGAAUUUUGACGGAAGAAUCAUCCGAUGAUGAAAUCGGAUCGGAAUCGCCACUUGAUGAAAUUGCAAUAGCCCCUGAGUUUGAUAAUAGUAUGAUUGACAGCAGUUCCAUGUUUCCACCUUCCUCCCUAGCCCUGAGAGAGAAUAAUUCUCAGGUUCAAUCUAGUGCUAGAUCUGAUACCAGCGGUUCAAGUGCUGGUGAUUUAGGAGAAGUAACUCCGUGUAAUGCUUCUCCGAAUUUAUCUUCAUUGAUAAAUAUGAGAGCAGUUUCUAAAAGUGACGUAUUUGAAAACUGGACGAGCUAUAUACAAACAAACAUGUUGCAAACACCUGCUAACACUCUGCAAUUUUUUCAUCAGUUCCAGAAACUAGUAGGGGACAUAUGUAUGUCAGCGACUGAAAUAACUCGAGAAUCUUGCUCUUUCAUGUCCCAAUCAGCAAUGAGUGGUCUACCAACUAUCAAGUUGAUUAGUUCAAGAUUGAUGUCAAUGAUCGACAUCAUCACCUUCCGCAUCUUGCCAGUGAAUCUGAUUUGGUUCAACACCUUGGCAAUAAGUAAUUCCAAGUUUUUCGAGACUUUGAAGUAUGGGAUGUUAGAAGUCCAAGAGCAUCUGGAGACAUUUUGUGAUAAGAAAGAGCAAGCCACUAUGUAUUGUGACGCUGUCAAAACUACUUUGAAGUUGGAACGCUUAAGUGGACAACAAUCGGAUUUUCAUCAUGAACAGUAUUUACUAGAUUUGGGGAAAGCUCUCUACAAGUUAUAUUUUCAACUUUUGCUCUUGGUCGAAGCUGGAAACAAAAUGGUUGCCAUUUUGCACAACAGUCUGAAGGCUGCUGAAUUUAAGGAUGUCACAUCAGAUAUAAUGUCAAUUAAAAACGCCUUGACAAGAGCCUACGAGGAUACAGAUGCGGACGGUGGAAUAGCUUCUGCAAUGGGCGGUUGUGUCAGUUCUGAAAACCUCCUCUCGAAUUUGUGUAGGCUUGUCGAGAAUGAGAAAUGGACUUCAGUUAUUUUAUAUUUCAAAUGCAAUCGAGAGGAGUUCAUGAAGGAGUUCGAAGAAUUAUGCGAUAAGGAUAAUGAUGUUAUUUCCAUUCUGAAUAUUUAUUGCAAGAAACUUGUCCAUGACAAACCUGAAUAUUUUGUGAUAACAAAUCAAGACUCUGACUUGGCGGAUGUUUUUGGAAGACUGUUUCAGGUGUCAGCUGCAGUUUCUGAUUUAGAAGGAGUUUUGAAAGAGCAACCUAGUAAAACAACUAGUACUCCGAUAAAAUAAAUUAGGAUAUCAAUGUGACGUUAUGAUAUUUUUUAGUUGGUACAGCUUUCAUGUUACUCUUGAAGAACUCGAUUUGAAAACCAUGAAUUUUACGCACAUUAUAGUUUAUAGAAAAGGCUUAACACUUGUAAAGACUCUUCAGGUACAGAUGGGCGAAUGAGGUUUUGGCGAAAUUGAAGCUAAGACGAAGUUCAUCUUUCAGGCAACACAGAUCACAAGACUUUUGUGAUACAAACUGCGACAUAUCAUAUUGACUGGUGCUGAUUAUAAUUUUUGUGUAACAACUUGUAACAUAAAUGUUGUACCAGACAUAUCUCUCUAUAAAGUCAAAUAAUUUAAGGGUUAUUCAUCAAGUGAUUUAUACUCAGAAGAAAUGUUUCAAGUAUUUUUUUUAUCAGCGUUUAUUGAAAAAUUACAAAAAAACUUCCAUAGAUAUGCCAAAGUGUAUGCAUAGGAAAAAAUACUAUUUAAUUGC